Vanrija pseudolonga is the source of this 1210-nucleotide messenger RNA. RefSeq names its product UDP-galactose transporter 1 (gene HUT1-A). Gene Ontology annotation, molecular function: UDP-glucose transmembrane transporter activity; UDP-galactose transmembrane transporter activity. Bases 20 to 1210 code for a protein of 396 amino acids. The record is from RefSeq and is a predicted model, not a curated record. Gene Ontology annotation, cellular component: endoplasmic reticulum membrane; Golgi membrane. The transcript has 5 exons. Gene Ontology annotation, biological process: UDP-galactose transmembrane transport. Lineage: Eukaryota; Fungi; Basidiomycota; Tremellomycetes; Trichosporonales; Trichosporonaceae.
CCUACACACACAACACACCAUGGGCUUAAUACGACUCGCAGUGUGCGUUUUGGGCGUGUACGGCGCCUUCCUCCUCUGGGCGAUCGCGCAGGAGCGGCUCUCAGCCCCCUUCCCACCAGCAACGCACGAACCGCACGCACAGCCAGCAAAGUUCCCCUCGCCGCUCUUCUUCAACUGGUCCCAGGCGCUCGCUAGCGCCAGCGCCAGCGCAGCGUACCUCCUCCUCCACGCGGCGCGCGACGGGAGCCUGAAGACGCGCGGCGUGUUGGCCGUGCUCGGGCUCGACAGGCUGUUCGGCGCUGCGGAGGCGCCUACGGCGAACGGCAAGGUCGCACCAAAGGCGAACGGCAAGGCGAAUGGACACGACGCCGCCGCCGCUCCCACUCCCCUCCUUCGUACCCUCCCCGCCCUCCUCCUCCAGGUCGCCCUCUUCCAGACGACCGCCGGCCCGAUCGGCUUCCUGGCGCUCAGGCAUAUCUCGUACCCGACCAUGGUGCUGGGCAAGUCGUGCAAGCUCAUCCCCGUCCUCCUCCUCAACGUCCUCCUCUACCGCCGCAAAUUCGCCCCCGCGAAAUACCUCGUCGUCGGCCUCGUGUCGGCCGGCAUCGCGCUGUUCAUGCUCUUCGGGAAGAGCGGCGGCAAGAAGGGCGGCGGGAGUAACUCUGCGUGGGGGCUGACGCUGCUGUUGAUCAACCUCAUCAUCGACGGCCUGACCAACUCGACCCAAGACCAGAUCUUCACCCUGUACCCGGGCUACUCGGGCCAGCAGAUGAUGUUCAUCAUGGCGAGCAUCACGCUGGCCAUCCUCACGCCGGCCAUGGUCCUCCCGCUGCCGUCCCACCCGCUCGCCCUGCUGACCUUCGCCACGCGCGAGGCGCACGCCGCGCCGAGCUUCGCGCCGCCCAUCCUCCUCCAGUCGGCGCGCUUCAUCGCGUCCCACCCGUCCGCGCUCAACCCGUUGCUUGCAUACGCUGCCCUCGGAGGCCUCGGGCAGAUCUUCAUCUUCGAGACCAUCGCGCACUUUGGCUCAUUGACCCUCGUCAUGGUCACCGUCACGCGCAAGCUCUUCACCAUGCUCCUCUCUGUCAUUGUCUUCGGGCACGAGCUCACCCCCGGCCAGUGGGGCGGCGUCGCCGUCGUGUUUGCCGGUAUUGGCGUCGAGGCCGCGUUCAAGUGGGCCGAGGGCAAGAAGAAGAAGAAGGUGGCAUAG